Electrophorus electricus (electric eel) is the source of this 3213-nucleotide messenger RNA. RefSeq names its product G3BP stress granule assembly factor 2a (gene g3bp2a). Gene Ontology annotation, molecular function: mRNA binding. The record is from RefSeq and is a predicted model, not a curated record. NCBI's taxonomy places the organism in Eukaryota, Metazoa, Chordata, Actinopteri, Gymnotiformes, Gymnotidae. Gene Ontology annotation, cellular component: cytosol; ribonucleoprotein complex.
UUACCCACAUGACGGGACAGGGUUAUUUUACCCACGUUUUGGGGGUUCUUUUGCCCACGUGACAGGGUAAUUUUACCCACGCAACCGGGUUCUGUUGCCCACGUGACGGGUUCUUUUGCCCACGUGACGGGUUCUUCUCCAUUCUACAGGGCUUAGACAAUAAGCUGCAGGUCUCGCUCCACGUUCGUCUGAGCUGGAGUGUCCCGUUAGGGAGGCGCUGGGUGGAGUGAAUAAGAGAAUAAACGCCGCCACGAAGCUCCAUUGGCUGAGAGCAACGAGAUUAACGCCACAGGUCCGUCAGGAGAGUUGUUGCCAAAGAGAUGGUGAUGGAGAAGACCAGUCCGCUGCUAGUGGGACGGGAGUUUGUUCGCCAGUACUACACCGUGCUGAACAAAGCCCCAGACUUCCUGCACAGGUUCUACGGGAGGAACUCUUCCUAUGUCCAUGGAGGACUGGACUCCAACGGGAAGCUGGCGGAGGCCGUGUAUGGGCAGACUGAGAUCCACAAGAAGGUGAUGUCACUGCACUUCAGCGAGUGCCACACUAAAAUCCGGCACGUGGAUGCUCACGCCACACUGGGCGACGGCGUGGUCGUCCAGGUGAUGGGGGAGCUGUCCAACAGCGGCCAGCCAAUGAGGAGGUUCCUGCAGACAUUCGUCCUGGCCCCGGAGGGUUCUGUGGAUAACAAGUUCUAUGUUCACAAUGACAUCUUCCGUUACGAGGACGAGGUGUUUGGCGAUUCAGAGGCUGAGCUGGAGGAAGAGUCGGAGGUGGAGGAGGAGGAGGAACCACAUGUCUCUCCGGAGGCCCAGCACACCACCACCCAUGCCUCCAACUGCUAUGAGCCCCACCCAGUGAGCACUACCGUGGAUCAGGUGAUGGAGGACCCUGCUGCAGACGUUGAACCAGAGUCGGAACCUGAAGCCCGGGUCGAGGAGCUGAAGGAGGACGUCCCGGAGAAGAUUCCGGAAGAGCUGAAAGAAAAAUCCCCAUCCCCCACUCCUGUGGAGACUGCCCCUCAGAUGCAGGAACCUCCCAAAACAUUCUCGUGGGCGUCUGUCACCAGUAAGAACCUUCCCCUGAGUGGUUCCGGCCCAUCUUCAGGCAUCCCGCCCCAUGUGGUCAAAGUUACGACCUCACAGCCCAGGGCGGAGGUAAGGUCAGAGGCUUCGGCUGUCCCUCUCCGUCCGCGGGAUCAACGCGUGCGUGACAGACCUGCCUUGUCCUCUAGGGGGCCUCGCACUGAUGGUGGCACCUCCUCAGAACCUCAGACUGGUGGCAAAGGGAGGGCGGAGUCAGAAGCAGGGGAGGUGGACAGAGGGCGGAUGGUUCGUUACCCUGACAACCAUCAGCUGUUCGUGGGCAACCUGCCCCAUGACAUCAGCGAGCGUGAACUCUGUGACUUCUUCAUGACAUACGGGAAUGUUGUGGAGCUGAGGAUCAAUACCAAAGGUGUUGGCGGGAAACUACCCAACUUUGGCUUUGUGGUGUUUGAUGACUCUGAGCCGGUGCAGAGGAUUCUGGGUGCAAGGCCUAUUAUGUUUCGUGGUGAGGUGCGGCUGAAUGUGGAAGAGAAAAAGACGCGUUUGGUGCGUGAGCGCGAGGCCCGGAGCGGAGCAUCCGACGACCGUCGGGACUCCAGGCGCAUGGACCGCGGACCAAGUGGCCCACGUGGCAUUAUGGGAAGUGGAGGGAUGCGCGAUCGUGACAACAGAGCCCCGCCUCCACGAGGGGGCAUGGCCCCCAGAUCUGGCCCAGGCCCAGCGAGAGGCCCAGCGAGAGGCCCAGCACAGGCAGAGACCCGCUUCUCUGAAAAACGCCGCUGAGAACAGCAUCAUCUGCUGUUUGGGAGUAGCACCAAGUUAAUUCUUAACAAAAAAAUGUAGGCUACGUGUGUCUACAUGUAUUACCAUUUUUUGUAAUCCUUUUUCCCUCUGCUUUAUUCUUGUUUUCUUUAAUUCUUAUUAUCUUCUUGCUUUGGGAUGUACCAGCCCAGUGACCUGUUUCUUUUCUGUUAAAUUAGAGGAGCAGCUCAAGCAAUCCGAUAGUUAACCCACGUUUCAAUUUCAACCAAUCUGAGCGCGCUCUGGCCCAAGCUGAAAAAUCUAUUUCCUACUUUCAUAAAAAUGUAUUUUGUACGCUGAUCUUGGUCAUCAGUGAGAAGUGAGCUGCAGCAGAGACUACACCCAUAAAAGAGGACUACAACUCCCAGUAAAGACCAUUCAGCUCCAGUCAGCCUCCACCCCUCAUACAGUGUUUACCUCUUACUGACAGACUGUUUUGGUGAUUCUUGUGGAUGGCUCAAACCCUGACCCUUGAGUUCAAAUGUUUUCACCUUGCUAGUGAAAGUUGACUGAGAGACGUGACAGGCAUGCUCUCAUCAGGAUGACCUGACCUCCAGAGAGUGCAGCUGCAUAGAAAACUCUUCCAGCCACUAAGCUAUUGGAUCGUUUCCGGAUCGACCUCCAGUGGAGCGUGUUAAGCUACAGUUCCUCACCGCAUGGGCCUCAACUAAAACCCAUCUGCCUUGGCCAACAAGUAGAAGAACAAAAAAGAUUCUGCCUUUUUUCCACAUCUCUGAAAAAUAAAAAAAGCCAUUAAAUGCUGGACAACAGACCUUUCUUCAGUCAGGCUCCAGACCUGGACUCUGACACAAAUGUGAUGAUGGAUUGGGGGGAUGAAAAUAAAGUGAAAUAAGCCAUGCAGCUGGACAGAUUUGGCAGCAAAAGACGGAUUUUUCCGCAAAAGACAGAUUUUCUUAGUGCUCUUUUUUUUUUUUUCUUCCUUGUACACAAACAUUCCUAGUCAGUAAACGGGGAUGAGUAAAGGGCUCCCCAACCAACCACAGCAGCCCAAUCCUACCAUCAGAGCAGCCCAACCAAUCAUAACAAGUGUCUUUUUUUGGGGUUUUUUUUGCAGCACAAUACUCCAGACUUUUAUGUUUACUGGAUUACAUGUUGGUGAAAUAGUGCCUUUUGAUUUCUGUUUCUCUUUUCUCUCAAAUUCCAGGCAGUCCUAAGCUUUGAUUGGUAAACGAUUCCAUCCGUGAGCUGGCAGUUACUUUCAUUUAUUUAUUUCACAUUUUGUUUAGUUGUUGAAUGUUUCCCCUGACAUGGCACUGGCAGUAUUGUGUGAUUCUGCCAUACAGUUGAGAGGCUCCUGCUGUCUCAUGGUUUGUUUACAGUCUCUCUUCAGUUGUAAAAGGGGAAAAAA